AUGUACAUCACUCUCUACUUCCUCACGACCCGCCUCCCUGACUCUCUUCGCACUGCUCGAGACUACUUUCUCUACCUAGACCCCUCUGAGCUCACCCUUGCCUCGUUUGAGACUCGUCUCCUUGAGGCUGAAACUAGUGCCUACGCUGUAGCUGCCCCCCGUGGUACUCCCAGCUCCUCCUUCUUUGAGGGGUGCUCCCCUUCCCUUCUAGUGCCUUCUGUCGUCGCCACUACUUCCUUGGUGCUGAGGAGGUCGGUGUUGCGUCUGCCCCUGGUGGGAGGCGCCGCGGCAAGGGUGCACGUACUAGGGGUGGGGGCGGUGGGGGUGGUGGAGGUGGUGGUGGCGCUGGCGGUGGUGGGGUUGGUGGCAGUGGCGGUGGUGGGGGUGGUGGAGGUGGUGGUGGCGGUGGAGGUGGCGGGGGUGGUGGAGCCAGUGGGGGUGGUGGGGUGGUACGUCUACCCGAGGGGCUACAUCUAG
Molecule: messenger RNA, 477 nt
Organism: Closterium sp. Yama58-4
Lineage: Eukaryota; Viridiplantae; Streptophyta; Zygnematophyceae; Desmidiales; Closteriaceae
Source: the annotation of a GenBank genome assembly